ACCCCGCGAAGCAGGUCGCUGGCUAUCACGCACGCGGCGGCGGGCCGGCGCGACACGGCACGCAGUCCGUCCCGCGCAGUGGGUGCGCGCAGGCGUGCGCCGACACCGCGCACCUUCGCCGUGACACCCGCGCCGUGAAGACACCCGGCCGCAGCCGGGAAUGGAGGCCUGCUGCGCGAUCACACCUGCCGAGGACCUCGUGGGUGACCAGAUAGUCCCGGGAGGCGGUCGCUGGGGUACUCCACACGCCGUCAGCCUCCUCGACUCCUGGUUUCAGAUGCAGACAUCUGAGCUGGAGUCACUGCUGUGCAAGCAAGAGGGCGCAUCACUCGCGCCCGCCCACAUGGACCUUUUCGAUGGCGGAACGACUUCGCGUGACGAUGCCUUCCUCCGCCCCGCCCUCUGGGAGGACAUCGCCUCAUCCAUCAGGAACAUCGACCCUGAGAAUGCGAACAUGCUCGCCCCACUCGGAGCCACCCACGUUAAACUGGAAGCUGAGGAGGUGCUUCUCGAGGAAUGUGCCACACCGUUACUCAGCCCUCUGGAGAUCAAGACGGAGAGACUCUGUGCACCACCGACAUAUGCUCAUCCCCAACCCCCCCAACACCAGCUGCACCAGCAGCCGGCCACUUCCUUCUCGAAAUACCCCCCCUCGAGGCUAGUCUACAUGUCGCCGCUGACGCCGCCAGGAUCUGAUCAGGGUAGCCCAGGAAACUCAAUGCAGGGCGGACCGCGACGUACGCCGCCUCCGCCGUAUCAUCCGCCGCCGCUGCUGCGAGCACCGCAUAUGCCACCACAUCCAGUACCACAAAGUCAUCAUCAUCCUCAGGCUAUGUCACAACCGCUACACAUGGGUCAGCAACCCGCGCCAGUGCAGCAUCCACAUCAGGCGCCGCCUCACUCGCGUCUCGCGCCACCGCCCGUCAAGUACAAUCGCCGGAAUAACCCGGAGUUAGAGAAGAGGAGAGUUCACCACUGUGACUUUCUAGAAACCUGCGCAACACCUGUACGCGCCAGCUCUUCACUCGCGCCUCGCGCCACCUACCACGCCGAACAAAUCCAUGUGCAAAACAACCCCGGCAUUGAGAAGAGAAGAGUGCACCAUUGCGAAUUUAUAGGGUGCUCCAAAGUAUACACAAAAAGUUCGCAUCUGAAGGCUCAUCAGCGAAUACAUACAGGAGAGAAACCUUACACUUGUCAAUGGCCGGAGUGCGAAUGGAGAUUUGCGCGGUCGGACGAGUUAACCCGUCACUACCGCAAGCACACUGGCGCUAAACCCUUCAAAUGUGCGGUUUGCGAGCGGUCGUUUGCGCGCUCCGACCACCUCGCGUUGCACAUGAAGCGUCACCUGCCCAAAACAUCAAAAUGACACCUGAGGAGAGGCGGGGACCAGCUUUCCGUGCCUCAACCUACUCAAGAAGAAUGCAGCGAGAGCCCCUUUUUAGAGUGCGACCUGGAAGCUAGUCUGAUGGAGACAUUCUACAGUGUGUUGUAAAUCCAUAGACACGACAAACGAUAACAAAUUGCAUGUAAAAGCGGGUGUGCUAGAAACCAACACGACUUAUCUCAAUUUCCUCAAAUUUCUUAGGGAAAAAUUAACUUAACUUAAUUAAAUUACACGUUUUCAUAAUUGUUAUCAUAAGAGAAUGUGUGAAAUUAGUAUUUAGUAUUUUAAAAUGUGCAUUACAGCAAAAAAUGCCUAUUCACAGUCGGAUGCAAAUCAAUAGAUAAUGGUAUUGUAAAUUUAUUAGAAAACGUAUCAAAAUCACAACAGUUACAAUCAUUACCAAGGAAUCGCUUUACAUAAUGUACUUACAUACUUAUUAAUUAUAUUAUUGUAAAUUGUUAGCACAGAGUCAUCUAUUGAUCAACCCAAAAUAAUAUGUUAUUGAUAAGUAUUUUAUAAAUAUUUAUGUACAUUAAAAAUGACAAUUAUCUCUAGUGAGACGCAGUGUUUUGUGACGCCUUGCUAUCGACAUAAUACUUUUUAUAUCUAGAUACAAUAAUAUUACGAAAGUAAUUUAUAGCUAAGAAAUAUUGCAUCUAUUUCUGCAUCUGAAAAUCAAAAUUGUCGUGAUUUUACUUCAAAUAUGUAUGUAACUAUAGUAAUUUAUUUUUAAUGAAUAGUAAGUAAUACUCGUAGUAAAAGAGUAACAAGAGCUCCUUGUGGAUAUAUUUUAUCUUGUGUUCAGUCGCUGAUCGUUUGCCGGAAUUACUUGUAACUACUGAAGUAUUUAACAAAAUAUAUCUAAUCGAGUAUGGCGGGCUACAGACCUGCAGUUUUAACUUUACAGUCAUACUGUUAAGUUAAAUCGUCCGUGCGUAAAAAUCAGGAAAAACGGAGAACUGUGCAGUUUUAGUUGUUCAGUUUCUCUUUUGAUUAAAUAAAACUGUACAGUUAAAACUGACGGUCUGUAGCCUGCAUAACCCACAGAUGUGCAGUUUCAACUGAGCAGUCGAACGGUUCAGUUAAAUCGUACGUGUGUUGUGUCCGUCAGUUUAACUACAGCUUUUUCUAAUGAUUUUGAUUCCAUUAGAUACUUCUGUACAUUUAAAACUGAACAUCUUAGCGCGGUCUAGAUAAAAUAUUCGAAUUUGAGUAGGAGUUAUUGUGAGAAAUAUUUAAAACAUAUCACUGUUAUUUGUCACAAAGUUCUUUUUAUUGUUGUAAUACUCAUAAUAAAGGAUAAAAAAGCUUGCCUUAACGAAAAAGACACAUUCAUAUUUUAGAAUCGAAGCUAUUUUAAAUGUAUUUAAAUUAGAAUAUAAAUAAUACUUUAGUAUCAAUCAAAUGCGUAAAUAUUGUAUUAAUGUAAUAAUCAAUGCUUUUCACUUGAAAAUUAGUAAACAUCCAAGCAUAUUGAAAUUUGCUCACCGACGUGGUAAAGGAGUCACAAACGCGUCUAGUUGUAAAAGUUCUAAGUAUUCAUUAGAUAUGAUUAAUUUAUUAUAAGUGUAAUUAAAAUUAAGAAUAUAAGGAAUAUCCAAGAUAUUAUAGAUAUUGUAUGUUAAUGAUUUCAAAUAUUAAUAGGAUUAGAUAGGUAGCAACUAGAUAUAAAUUAGAAAGCGUUUUCGAAUCACACGGCCUGGGAAUUUGGUGAAAUGCCUUAAUCAAUGAGCACCUUUAUACCUUAGGGUACCUUUAUUAAUAACGUUAAGCGUUGUGAAGAUUUUUAACCCCCCUCCCUCACCUGGUAGAGCAACGUAAUGAAUUCUGUCUCAAUCCCCUUCUCCUGCCUCUAACCUCUCAUAAUAUCUUGGAAUAUGAAUCAUAAUUAAUCAAAAUAUAGAAUAAAUGUGCCAGAUUUCAGAAAAAAUUUAGUCGAGUUACAUACGUACGUACGUUACGUACUUUGAAUUUAUCUGAUUUUUUUUCAAAGUUUACGGUGUUUUUUAUUUAAGUGUUAUUUGAUGAAACCUCCUUCCUCCCUCAUGUGAGAUUGAGUGAGAUUAGGCUUGACUCCUCUCCCUCUCCAGUCACGAUGUUAAUGGAUAUCAUCUUAAAUUAGUAGUUCUCUAACAUCAUCGCAAAAUGUACGGCAGUUAAUAUUGUAUUGAACUAAUAUAAAACCAAAGUGCAUAGCAGUUUAUAAUCCAUUAAGAGAUUUUGAGAUAUUUUUCGGACGUUAUGUCUCCUAGGUCCAGUGGCGUAGCGUGCCUUGGAGGGGCUCUGUAUCAAAAUUAGUUGCGGGGGGCCCAAAUGAAGGGUAAAGAAUUCUCAAAAAAAAAACGCUCGCUUAAAAUAAAUGUGACUUAAUGUAUGAUGUUUCCAACUUUUGGGUGCACGCUUAAUCCAGGAAAAAAACUGCUUUUUUGACGUGACAACGUCUUAUAAUUCGAUGGACCCGGCUGCACUCUCGAAAAAAGAUGACAUCAUGCGUCGUUCCCUCGCACUAUGGUUGAUAACUGCCAACUUUUUUUACAAGAAAUAAAAAUAAAGUGUACUGAAGAUUAUUAAACAGUAUUUUAGAAAAACGAACAUUUUCUUUUGAAAAAUGCAACCAUUCCAUCAUCAGUAUUUUCUUAUGACGUUGUCGCGUUCAACAAUCGUCAGGUAACCGACUUUACAGACAAGCGAUUUUUUUUUAGUUUUGGAACUACAGUUUGUUAUGGUUUUUCCCGGGGAGCACCAGAUUAUUGAUACGUAUGCCUUGGCCGUAUAAUUCGAAUUCGCAGCUAUCCACCUUCUAGUCUCGAUUUAUAACGGUUUAUAUUGUUUAAUAGGCACAUUUCACUCAUAUCUUUCAUACACUGAAACUUACUCAAUUGCAACACUUUUAUUUUUGUAACGACUAUCACCUAUAGUGUCAGCCAUUGACGAUCAAGUAAGCUCACAUGCCUGCAGUAGAUAAAACUGAUCGUGUAUUGGUCGCGAUGUGCAUGACAUCAUUCCGAUUGCGACCAACACACGAUCAGUUUUAUGGACAAACUCGUAUGUAUUGAAAAUUAUAGCACGAUAUGCAGCUCCGGGUUGUCAUUGUCAAAAAACACAUUUGACUAUAGUCUAGCAAAAAUACGAUUGCAUAUAAGUAUCUUUUACACGACUAUUAUGUCAAUUUAUUCACUUUAGUAAUUUUUGAUAAAAUCCCUUUGUUGUUUUUUGUUUUAACUGUGUAUAGGAAUCUGCAGACUAAUUCGCUAACUUUGAAGUACCUUAGUUGACAAAAACGAAAUUGAGAUUCUAUGUAACAAAAUGUUAUCCGAUGCCUACUGACAACACUUUGUGGAUAUCAUACAGUAGUAAAUGACAUUUCUCAGUAGAUUGACGUUUAUUUUAAUAUGUUGUUAAGAAAGACCAAAUUAGCGAAUAGGCCAGCUGGCCGGAGAUAUAUAAUCUUCUUUAUGUAUUUUAGAUUUUGACUCUGAUACCGUAAUUGCAAAUGAAAUCAGCGGAAAAUAAAUAGUCGAUCGCAUAUUUAUAUUACUUAAACUACUUGCGUGUUCCCUUUAGGGGUUUAUAACAACUUCACUUCAGUCUGCGACAAACUAAUUUUAAAAAAAUAUAAUAAAAUUAAAAUCUUAGCGUACUUUAACUAAGCUAAUAUUAAUUACAUGUAAAACGCUUUCAUGAUAUUUAUGAGUGAAUAUUAUAGAAUGAGAGCCUGUAAUUGUCAUACCUCCCUCAUGUCAUGGUACUUACGUACUUUUAGCUUUUAUAUUAUGACGAAGAUAUGACCAUUACACGCGACUCCAUUACAGCUAGCCUUAUUGCCUCCGUCCAUUAUGUCAAAUCUAUCAUCAUUCAUGAUAUCUGUACUACUAUGAGAUACCACGUAAACGUUUCUUUCCAUGAUUCUAUCCAAAAACGCAAUAUACUUCGCGCCACGAAACAACUCCUGUAGACGCGGCACUAAUGUCUUACAGUGGCAUUCAUAGACGUUGUAGGACAACCUAGGGGAUCAUUCACCCGCUGAGUGUCAAAUUCUCAAACAAAUAGAGGCUAAAUUCGACACUCUGUAGCUGAAUGAUCCCCUGGGGGUGCCCCUACUAUGUCUAUGAAUUCCACUGUUAGUGCCGCUCAUUGUCAUUUGGGAAUUAUUAUUUGGGCAGCCUUAUUAUUAUUUUCUAUAAGGCGCUAUCAAUUUUAGUUCAGUAUUUAACCGCGGGACUUCAUCGGUGGCGCGGAGUCUAGUUUAAUACUGACAUUGUGACUGUAUAUUAUUGUGAUUUUCAUUUCACAAAGUAAAUAACUGUAACGAAACUAUAUAUAACUCGCAAACGCGAUUCAUUUCUGUCUUUCUCAUUCUAGAUUUGUAAGAACAUCGUUACAUAUACGAGCAUGAGCACUGUUUACUCGUUUACACCUUCAAAGCCUGAUGGAAAGCAUUAAUUAGACCGCAUCAAUGCUUUCCAUCAGGCUUAAUUGUAGUCAAGCGCAAACCUAUAUUGUAUAAAAAAAAUAGCUUCGAACAAGAUGUAUUAGACGAAGAAAUCCUUAUCAUAACAGAAACAGAUGGUUCGUUAUAUUAAAAAUCAACGUCAAUUACGUGGUGUACCCGUACUUUGGUACCUGCAUAAUCUUUUGGUACGGAUACCUUGGGGAUGUUGCAUGAGUGCCUUCAAAUUAAGUAGGUAAUAUUGACAACAAUUGUAUUUUAUAAAUAUAUUAAAUAAUCAUAUCUUAUAAUAUCAUGUAUAAAAUAAGAUAUUUUGCCAUCAAUUAGUCACUAAUUUUGUGCUAAUGUAAGUUGGGUAAUAUUAAAAGAAACAGCACAAUUCACGCGGUGAUUUAAUGUAUUAAAUUCGACAUUUCAAAUCGUCCAAAGAAAAUCUAUUAUAAUCAACAGAUUUAUCAGGUACGAAUUUUGUAUAUACUCGUAUAAUAGAGGAUACGAAUUAGAAACGACCUUCACCGUCUGUUUAUUGGAUGAACAGUGUUUUAUAUUAAAUUUUGUAUGUUAAAUAUAUAUUACAAGGAGGUUGCCUAAAAAUCUCUUGGCUAAACUAAAUAAACUUAUGAUUGUUUGGCCAGGAGUCUUCUAGGUAACCUACUCGAGAUAUAUUUUUUAACUUACUAAAUUUAAAAUAUUCAUUUAAAUCGUAUGCGUGUGUCAGUUUUAACUGUACAUUUUUUCCUAUACUAAUAGCAUUAACAACUGAGUCUUAGGGCCAUAAAUCAUUUCUCUAUAUCUAUCUCGCUUGCACUUAUGGGUCUUAUGGAGCCGUCUAGUGAAGGGUGUAACAAUGAAAGACAUAUUAUCGAUAAGUAAAGUUUAUUAUCGUAUCUUGUUCACAAAAUUAAAAAAAUUAACAAUAUUUGAUUUAAUAUAAUACAUAUUUCAUAUUAUAUAAUUAUUAACUAAAUAAAAUUAAUCUUCAUCUGAGUCUUCAUCAUCAGAAUCUUCGUCUUCUGCCAAAUUUAUUAUAUAUUAGUAUCCAUAGUGCGCAACGAGUAACACAUGAAUGUAUUUAUUUAAUUGCAGUAAACACAUUUAUAGCAAAAAAAAUACGCAAUGCAAUUACAUUAGAAACCGACCAAUCAGAAUCGUCCAAAUCAUUAUUGACUCAUCAUUAGCACGUGCGCAGGUAGCCGUUUAUCGAUAAUUAGGGUGCGCAGGUAGGCGCGCUGCACAUUCCUAUCUUUUUUGACUUUUAUGACCGGACGACUCAGAUGAUAAUGCGCAUACUAUAGUGUCUUUGAUAACUGUACAGUUAAAAUUGAACGUCUAGUACUAAUAUUGUGGUAGUGAAGUACCAUUCCAAGCUAUCGACAUUAGCAUGGGUACCAUUUUCAUCGCCUACUUUAGACAAGAAGAAUUUAAAGUGCCUCCAAAAAUAUAUUCUUAAUAAAUUAAGAAUUGUUUUUCAUAUUUUCUGCCAUGUUUUAAUUAUAGUUUAGAUUACCUAUAAAAUAAUUAUUUUCUCAUUUUUUUUUCAAGAUUUCAAUGAUUAUUUUAAUGUUUUUAAGCCUAUGUACCUAUAUCAAUACCUAACAAUAUCUUGUUUCGAUUUAGUAACGACAUAAUCAUUUUUAGUCUUGCCACUUAUUCUUUGCAUUUAGUAUGUUGUGAAUUCCUAUACUUACUUAUUAAAUAACUAAUUAAUCUAAUUAUAAUGAAUUUUAUUGUAAGAUGUAUUUAAUAAAAUGAUCUACGUGAACAAAAAUGCCAUAAAAUAUAAAUUGUGGUAUGCAAGUAUUUUAUUUAAGUAGGCACGUACUAAUAUUUAAUUUUAAUAGUAAAAGAUGAAAUACACCCUCUCAAAUUUUAUGGCUAUAGAUGAAUAAGAUGUUAUUGCUUCUGAGGGAUAAGUUCUAUAUUCCUUUCACGAGGCACCAACCCAACCAAAAUAAAGGGCAAAUUGUUUGAAUUGUUCUGAGUAAUGUAUAAAAUAAUUUUAUUAUCUGGAUUUGUGAGCAAUAAAAAUUAAAUUAAUUAAAACCUAUUGCUAAUAUAGUAAUAUACUUAGCUAAAACCUAUUGUUGCAUAUAUGUUACAAAAAUACGUUCAAUAGUUACUCAUAAACUGCAUCUAAAAACUUUUACAAUAUUCCUUUUUUCUAUUAAUGUUAAUUUAUAAAUAUUUACAAUUCUAAGAGCAUUCAUCACAGUACUGGCCUAUUUUCUAUUUUGUUUUGGUCUUUAUUAUCAAAUAAAAAAAAACAAAUCAAUUGAAUGUCAUCCACAUACUACGAUACAAAUUACAAAUGUCAUCCGGUGCUUACGGUUGAUAUCAUAUAUUAUGUAAAUGACACUUUGUUGUCCACUUAAAUAGGUUGAUAAUAAAGACCAAAAUAGUGAAUAUGCCAGCUGAUCAACUAAACUCACAAAUGAACAUGAAUACUAAGUAAAUAUAUCUGCAUUAUCCAUAUAACGGCUCACAUAAUACUUAUAUUUUAAUCAUGAGGGUAAUAAGGUAUGGAAGUUUAAAAACAGAUACCUAAUACCUAUAUAUGUGUAGGAGUUUUCCCAGAAUAUCGGUUUUGAUUUUGUAUUCCCAAUCUCGAAUUAGGUACUCGUACAUCUCUAGUUUUAAACUCUGUUAUAUUUUAUAAAACACACAACAGUAUUUAUAAUUUGCGUACCAAUUUUAAGUUCAGUUUUCGCAGUUUUCAUUUACACCUACAUACGUACUUAAAAUUUUAUUUUUAUACUACAAUAAAUAUUUUCUCCCAUAGGUAUUGUAAGCAUAAUCUGUUUCGAUUUUAGAUUAUAGGGAAAAUACUAGAAGAAAAUAAGCUUAAGUACUAAAUGUGAAGAGUUUAUGUACGCGAUAUUUUUUUUAAAGUUUUGCCAUAAAUGUCCGGAGAUGCCAUACUUUAGGUAUUUAGUUAAUGUAUAAUUUGAUAAUCUUAAGUUUAUUUUAUUUCCUUAAGAAGAUUUGUACCUCACUUAUGUUCUGUACCUAUUUACUUAUGUACCUACUAAAUAUUUUCAAUUUGCCUUAAAAAUUAUUAUGAUUGUUAGUUAUAUAUUUUCGCGUUAUUUUUAAUUAAAGAUAUUUAGUUGUAUAUGUUGACUAAGUCACGAUAUAAUUUAUUACCAAUGACAUGUUUUCAUUUCUUUUAUACUAUAUAAUGUAAGAAUAUAAUGUAUUUUUUUGUAUAGAGGCGUGUAUACAGAAUGAUGUAUUGGGAUGAAAUAAGUAU
Molecule: messenger RNA, 9087 nt
Organism: Bicyclus anynana (squinting bush brown)
Lineage: Eukaryota; Metazoa; Arthropoda; Insecta; Lepidoptera; Nymphalidae
Product: dendritic arbor reduction protein 1
Exons: 9
Coding region: 161-1369 (402 amino acids)
Biological process (GO): regulation of transcription by RNA polymerase II
Molecular function (GO): RNA polymerase II cis-regulatory region sequence-specific DNA binding; DNA-binding transcription factor activity, RNA polymerase II-specific
Source: RefSeq, a predicted model, not a curated record